Molecule: messenger RNA, 9350 nt
Organism: Corapipo altera (White-ruffed manakin)
Lineage: Eukaryota; Metazoa; Chordata; Aves; Passeriformes; Pipridae
Gene: CACNB2
Product: calcium voltage-gated channel auxiliary subunit beta 2
Exons: 15
Coding region: 95-2062 (655 amino acids)
Biological process (GO): chemical synaptic transmission; calcium ion transmembrane transport; regulation of voltage-gated calcium channel activity
Cellular component (GO): voltage-gated calcium channel complex
Molecular function (GO): protein binding; high voltage-gated calcium channel activity
Source: RefSeq, a predicted model, not a curated record
CAUGGCCGGGCGCUGAGCGGCGCCUGCCGCCCCGGCUCGGCUCGGCUCUGUCCCGCCGAGGGGCUCGGCGCCCAGCCGCCCGCUCUCCUCGCCAAUGGUCCAGAGAGACAUGUCCAAAUCGCCUCCCAGCCCGGCGCAGGAGGUGCAGAUGGAGCUACUGGACAACCCCCUGCCCGCGGCGGCGGCAGCGCAGUCUUAUGGUAAAGGGGCAAGAAGGAAAAACCGAUUUAAAGGAUCAGAUGGGAGUACAUCUUCUGACACUACCUCUAACAGUUUUGUACGCCAGGGUUCGGCGGACUCCUACACCAGCCGUCCAUCUGAUUCAGAUGUAUCUCUGGAAGAAGAUAGGGAAGCAGUGCGGAGAGAGGCAGAGCGACAGGCCCAGGCACAGCUUGAGAAAGCAAAGUCAAAACCUGUUGCAUUUGCAGUUCGGACAAAUGUUGGGUACAGUGCAGCUCAUGAUGACGAUGUUCCAGUCCCAGGCAUGGCCAUCUCAUUUGAGGCUAAAGAUUUUCUUCAUGUUAAAGAAAAAUUUAAUAAUGACUGGUGGAUAGGACGAUUGGUAAAAGAAGGCUGUGAAAUAGGAUUCAUACCAAGUCCAGUCAAACUAGAAAACAUGAGGCUGCAGCAUGAACAAAAGGCAAAACAAGGAAAAUUCUACUCCAGUAAAUCAGGAGGAAACUCUUCAUCCAGUUUGGGUGACAUCGUUCCUAGUUCCAGAAAAUCGACGCCUCCAUCAUCUGCUAUAGACAUAGAUGCCACUGGCUUAGAUGCAGAAGAAAAUGAUAUUCCAGCAAACCAUCGCUCCCCCAAACCCAGUGCAAACAGUGUAACAUCACCCCACUCCAAAGAGAAAAGAAUGCCCUUCUUUAAGAAGACAGAGCACAUCCCUCCCUAUGAUGUAGUGCCUUCUAUGCGACCAGUAGUUUUAGUGGGGCCUUCUCUGAAGGGAUAUGAGGUAACAGAUAUGAUGCAAAAAGCAUUAUUUGAUUUUUUAAAACAUAGAUUCGAAGGGCGUAUAUCAAUUACACGAGUCACAGCAGACAUCUCGCUUGCCAAACGCUCAGUGUUAAACAAUCCCAGUAAACACGCGAUAAUAGAGCGAUCCAACACGAGAUCAAGCUUAGAUGUUUUAGCUGAAGUUCAAAGUGAAAUUGAACGGAUUUUUGAAUUAGCAAGGACACUGCAGUUAGUAGUGCUUGAUGCUGAUACCAUUAACCACCCAGCUCAACUAAGCAAAACCUCUCUGGCUCCCAUUAUAGUAUACGUAAAGAUUUCUUCUCCUAAAGUUUUACAGAGGUUGAUAAAAUCUCGAGGGAAAUCUCAGGCCAAACACCUUAAUGUUCAGAUGGUGGCAGCUGAUAAACUGGCACAGUGUCCUCCUGAAAUGUUCGAUGUAAUUCUUGAUGAGAACCAGCUUGAAGAUGCUUGUGAGCACCUUGCUGACUAUCUGGAAGCCUACUGGAAGGCUACACAUCCACCUAGCAGCAAUCCUCCUAACCAGCUUCUCACUCGCACACUUGCAACAGCCACUCUUCCUAUUAGCCCAGGUCCAAAUAUUAAUUUACAGCAGGGAUCUCAAGGAGACCAGAGGAAUGACCAUUCGGUCCCUGAACGCAGUGGUUCACAAAUUGAAGAGGAAGCACGAGUUGAACCCAUCAAGAAAUCCCAGCACCGCUCUUCCUCAAGCCAACACCACAACCAUCGCAGUGGUGGUAGAGGCCUUCACAGGCAAGAAACUUUUGACUCAGAAACACAAGACAGCAGAGAUUCAGCUUAUGUAGAGCCAAAGGAGGACUACUCACAUGACCACGGUGACCACUAUGAUUCUCACAGGGAUCAUAAUCACAGAGACGAGUCCCAUGGGAGCAGUGAUCACAGACACAGAGAAUCAAGGCAUCGCUCAAAGGAGAGGGACCGCGAGCAGGACCACAAUGAAUGCAACAAACAGCGUAGUCGUCAUAAAUCAAGGGACCAAUAUUGUGACAAGGAUGGGGAAGUGAUAUCGAAAAAACGUAAUGAUGCGGGAGAAUGGAACAGGGAUGUUUACAUCCGUCAGUAACUUUUGCCUCUGGCAGUCUUGUGUUUCUUUGAAGUCUUGUAACAAUGGCCCUUGAAAAUAUCUUUGGGUUCUUCAUUGCAGAACACAUGGUAUCCUUCUGUAUGCUGAUUUGUAUUGCUGUUGCUUGCAUAGCAAUAGCAUGAAAUAGAAUAUUCAUAUACUUAUUUUUUUGGUUAGUGCUAUAUGAAUUAGUGUGGUACAACUGAAGAGUUCCUGAUGUUGUACUAUGACAUUUUUCAAGCUGUUUUUGGUAGCUGCCACUUGAACAAUAUCUGUUGCCAUCAAGGUGUUGUUAGUGUUUUUUAAAAAAAAGGUACAUUUGAUGUUUAAUAACUUCCCGUGUAUUCAGCAAGCCAAGAUCAGCACAUAAAAGAAUCUAAAACUUUUUGUCUGCUCUGAUUUUUAAUUUGUAUGCACUUGAUUUGCAUAUUGAUUUAAGCACCACUCUGUCGCUUGUACCUCUGGUGGUCUCCAUAUGAAGACAGAAUUGUCUUGCCUUACACACAGGGGAUCAUGGAGUCAAAAUCUAUUUUCUAUGUACUGGUACUGUGUACUGUAUAUACAGUUUAUAAAUGUUAUUUCUGCAGACACCUUCUUACUAUAUGAGUUUGAUCACACUGUUUUAGAGUCCUAAUGCCAAGUCAACAGAUUUGCUUUUGAAUUACUGGCAACUGGAACUAGCCUCACUUAGGAAAUCUGUAACAGUGUUCAAUCUAAAUACUUCUUCUUCUGUAGCAGAAAGCUUAUACUUAUUGUAAAUAUGGAUGAGUGCUUGAGAUAAAGGGUGUAACUCUUUUACUUUAUGCUGUCCUUGCAAACCCAAUUUUGCAUUUCAAGGUUAUGGUAAAGAUAAUGACUUACCACUAUAAAUUAUUCUUCUCUGUUCAGGUCACAAGAUUGCAAUGGGCACAGCUUAAUUUUUGUUCUGUUGUCAGUAUACUAGAGCACACAUGUUGGAGGUGUGUAUGUGAGUGGUGGGCGGUGGAUGGGCGUACGUGUGCGUGUGCACAUUAGGCAGUGAAGUGUGAGAAUCUACUGAAGAAAACAAAGGUUACUCAACAGCCCAAAAAGUCUGUUUCUUCAUUCUGUCUGUUAAUUUAAAAAUCCAAAUUGUAGUCAGGGAAUAUGAGGGAGUUUACUGACCCAAGUAACUGGGAAAGUAGAAAUCUGCUGGCUCUUUGUUGAGACUUCGGGAGAGCAAAAACAGGCAAAUGUUACUGUGAGUUUCACUGGAAAUGUAAAAUCUUUGUUCUAGAGUAUUUGUUUUAGCAAGAAAAGUUUACACAGCUUGUGGAGAGAUAUUUUGUUGGAAAAUAAAUUUUUGUAGCUUCUCCACUUUUUCUACACUUGCCAAUUCCUCUGCAUUCCCACUCUGCAGCCAGCUCACUGCUUUUCCUUCACCUAAGAUGUUGUGCUGCUGGUGAGAGUAUAGAAAAAUGACUGUGACAAAAUGCUUUGUUAGGAGCUUUCUAGAGAAAAUGCAUUGAAAUCAAAGGGAGUGAACAGUUUGUUUUGCAUUGAACACCUGUUGCACUGGUAAGUGGGGGCAAAUUCACUAUUAUUUUUGACUCCAGGUUCCAUACCCUUGCCUAGUGUAAAAGCUGUUCUGCAUCACAUAUAGUCUUUGUAGUACUUGUAUGAAUGAAAUACUUUUUGUAUUUCCCUGUAAAUAGCACGUUAUAUAAAGACUGUAGUGCGAUAAUAAUUAAAUUAGCUGGAAGUUCUUUUUAUUUAUUAUUUAAAUUCUGGGAAUAUCAGCAUUGCCUGAUUUUGAAUAUCAUUUUAGUGAAAUGGAUAAGAUAUAUGGCAGGUGCAUGUUUUCUCCAAUCUCCUAUCUCAGCGUCCAAGUAAUUCAGUUUAACUCCACUAAACAUACUCUGUCCUUCCUCUCCCUCUCCCACCCCUCUCCCUGAUGCUUUAUAAGCAUUUUUUACAAGAACCUGAGAGUAAGAAAUUCUGCUGUCAGACAUCUGGCCAUUCCUCCCAGUGCUGCUGACUCUUGUGGUUAUUCAAGGGUAGGUUUUGGCUCAAAGCAUGAACUAUGGGGAACACAAGAAAAAGGGUUAUUUUUCUAGAAAUAAAAUUCUCGUCAUUUUUCUAAACAUCACUAUAUGACUUUGUAGACAAAGGAAGAAUAGGUAAGUAGAUCUGUUGUAUUAGUAAAUGGAUAUAUAAGAGUACAUAAACAGUGGCUUUUGAUACAAGAGAAUUUUCAGGGUAUCUGUGAAAAAUAACAUUGCAAGACUUUGUUGUUUGAAUCAUAUCAGAUCGUGUGUAAGUGGGAAGAGAAGUUAUAUUGUCUUGCUCUAUAUUGCCUGGCUUUAGCUAAUUUACCAGCUUCAGUAAAUGCUGUUGCUCCCUACAACUCAUGAUGGCUAUGUCCUCUAAGAAGUGAUUCCACUUCAAUACAUUGAAUAUUUUGUUCUUUUUCUGUUGGGUUUUUGGUUUGGUUUUGGGUUUUUUUGUGGUUUUCUUUGUUUGUUUGUUUGUUUUUUCUUUUGCUCCAGAGAGUAUUUAUUUUUCACCUUUCUUGAAGUAUUUUUAAGGAAUAUUUGGCAGAAUUUCAAAGCACUGAGUAGUAUAUGAAAACUAUGGAGUAGGUAGCCAUGUAUAGACAUAAGAAAAUAAAGAGCAUAGUCCAAACACUAGUAUAUAAGUAUGGCCUAUAAAUUGAUUUAUGGAGUAUAAACAUCUUAUCACAAAAAAGGACAAGUCCCAAUCCAGCUAGUCAUAGAAACAUGUUUUGUAUAGUGCUGCUGAUUAUGUACAGACAACGUACUAACAAAAACGCAUAUUUCUUAGACAGACUCACUGAAUAGGUUUUUAUUAGCCUUGCUAAGAUACUUUCCUUCAGUUACUGUUUUAAGAGUGAGAAAUCAUUUGUAAUGUGAGCUUGUACUACAUAUAUUGCACAAUACCACCUGCCUGCUGAGCACUACUUUGAAAAGCACUUUAACAGAGUUAUGUCAAUAAGAAGCUUUAAAUAUACUCCAGCUGGAGAACAUAUCAAAGGUUAUUGUGAUAAAAUGUCUUUGCAAAGUUUUGCCAAUAGAAAGUUAAAUAUUAUUGUUUUCAUUAGGAUACUAAUGGGUUUGUAUUUCUAUAUCUGGUUUCAGGGGUUUGAAUCUGAGAAAUGGUAGAGGUCCCAGUGAGCUCCAGUCUUCUUAUGUAUGUGUGGUACGAAACAACCUGUAAAAUUUCUAUUCAAAUGAGCUAAAAUACAAUAAAAUCAGUGGAAAAAAAAAGAAAGGAGAGGAAGAUAAAAUAGUUAAGUGAUAUGUAAGUCUUGGCAGCUCUAACUCUGUAUUUUUCUAAAGAAUUUCAGUACAUGGAAGGAAUGCGAUGCAUUUCCAAAUUUGCAUAUAUAUAUGUUAGACGUGAAUCUUAUUUUUGUGUGGUUUUUUUCAAAUGAAUAUACAUCAGUGCUGAGUAGCCUGAGUCUAUUUUUACCAGUUGUUUAGUGUCACACAGACAUCAUGGAAGAAAGAAUUCUUGAGGAGGGACUGGAAGGAGGUGACAGUAACAGUCUCCAGACCAGCUAAGGGACAGGACAGUGGGGAAGAAUAAGAAAAGAGUUUUGUGCACAGAGGCAGCAUCAGUAGGAGUUAAGAGCUGAAAGUAACUAUUUUUAUUAAAUCAAUCCAUAAAUUAUUGCCUAGAAUUUAAAGAAUUCUUCUAGAAUGCUCAUGAAUUCAUAUUCUGUGUCUGUCAUCCAGAAUUUGAAGAGAGUUCUGUAACUUUUGCUUCUCAAUGUAUAAAAUUAAGGCUUUGGACCUAUUUAAUGAAGAUCAGUUUUAAAGCCACAAAGAGUUUCAGUGGAGCAUUUCUCUUCACAGAAAUCUGUAAACUCUUAACCUAUACCCCUUAUUAUAAAUGGAGGAUAAGGAAACAGAAUUCCACUCACCAAACCCUGAAUAAAAGUAAAGACCCAUUCUUACUUCUCCCUGCAUACCUGGUUACUCAUCCUAUACAUGCAGUUCCUGCCCAGGUCUAAUACCCUGCCCCUUAAUACUUCUUGUCUUUUAUGAGUUUGUUAGUAAAUAUCAUUUUUAAGCUCUGUUGUAAAGUCAUGCUCAAGUUCUGUGACACCUGCAAAGGUUUUAAUGGGGUCCACUAUGAUUCCCUCAGCUGGAAUGAAGGGAGGGGUCUGACUGCUUUUAAUCAAUGUCUGUUCAAAGUAAAAAAGUUGGUGUAAACCACCUCCUGUGUUUGUUAGUUACUAAAGACUCUUCAAGAUUUAUUUUGGUUUGUGGUUGUGUUUGACCUCUGAUUGCUUUAACACAUCAGGCUGAAAGCUAUUUCCCAAAUGUUUUUGACUUAAAUUCUUCUCCAUCCAUGAAAAUCAAGCACAUUGCAAAAAACUUGAUUACACAGUCUAAAGGAAAAGAGAGAAAUUAUUUUUCAGAGUGUAAUAUAACAUUUCUGGUGUACAUUUACUUAUAUUUAUUACUUUAUUGCAGAUCUUUCACCAAAAUUUUAGUUCUUCUAUCAUCUGUAAAAUACGGAUGCCAUUUUUACUGUGAAUGUUUUUAAUCAAAUGUGAUUCAAUCAAAUUUAUUGCUUGGCAAUUUGUCUGUAAUUUAUUUCCCCACUUUUAUAUAACAAACUGUUACAUAUGAGCUUACAGUAGUUUUAUAGACAGUUUCUUUUUAUAACUUACCACCCUAGAAAUGUGUUCCUACGCAAACUCAAAAAAGAUUUAUAUCAGAUAUAAUAGAGAUUAAGCCAGUUCUUCUAACUCAUCCAUGUUCUCAUUUCUUAGUUUAUUCUUGCCACUUUUAUCUAUCAUGCUAUCAUGCAGUACAAAAUUGGAUUUGUUCAUAAACUUUUUAGUCAUGAACAAUCAAACAUAAAAAGAAGGUUCUUUAUAUUUUGAACUACCCACUCCAAAGUAAUUUCCUUUUUGAUCACCAUCACCAGCCUAUUUUUUACUAAAAUACUCCCUUUACCUUAAAACUUAAGAAAUCCUGUGAUCCAAAAAAUGGUGCAUUCCACAACACUGAAACAGGAAAAAGCUGUAUAAUAAUUUCAUAAUAUAUGAGGCUGCCUAUUUUAGUAUCUUUAUAUUGACCAAGAUGAAUAUUUAGAUUUGGCACUAUUACUAAUCACUCUUUCUGCAGAUAGAGAAAACUACUUUUCAGACUUUCUUACAGACAGGAUCUGAUUGCAUGUCUAAUCUAUUUUGUAGGAUUAAUCUUUCAUUACAAUGACAAGAAAAAUAUCUUUUUAAAUUUAUUAUAUAAAUAUCUCAUAUAGUAUAUAUAAGCACAUAUAUAUAUAUAUAUUCAGCUGUGCUUCAGCACCAAUCACUGAAGUAUAAUUAUUCAGUGUGUAAAGAUUCUUAUAGGAAACUAAUCCUAUUAUGUAUUUAAAACAUAUAUACACUAUACAUCAGAAAUGUGUCAAUGAGAAAGCAUUCCUACACUUCUAGUUAAAGUCACAGUAAGAUUGGAAAAGGAGAAAAAAAAAAAAAAAAAAGAAGGGCAUCCAUCGAACUUUAGUCAUCUAAAUUAGCCAAACCUGUAGUCAGGGAAAGGAUGAUGGCUCCUUCAAGGUAUGAUUUGGAGCAUCUCAACCGAGUUUCUGUUCUGAACUGCAUGACGAAUUCUCUCCCCAGCUACAACAAGGAAAGCGGCCUCGUGGAAAGAGCUGAGGCUUAUCCCUUUAAUAUGCUGAAUGCUGUUUUAAGUCUAGCAGUUGACUUUUGCAGAAACAAACCUAUUAGUUAAAGUUCAUCUAUCAGUAAUUUUUUUCAGCUGAAGUCUGGUCUGCAAUUACACCGGAAUCAAAUAGAAGUUAGCUACUUUUUCUUCCCGCUCUUCACCUCCAAGAAAUUUCUCAUAUAAAAUCAAGUGAGGUCACCUUCUUGAAAAGCGUGUUUAUCAUCCAAAACUAAAGAAAUCUGGGACAAAGUCUCAACAAAUCUUCCACUAAAAAUUCACCAAUCUUAAUUCCUUCAAAUUCUGCAUUGCACAAAUCCUGCUACUGAAACUGGAGGUAAAGUUCCUUACUUUAUAUAAAUAUACAAACUUCAGUAUAUAGUCUAUGUGUGCUGAUUAAUGUUUACAAAAUUUAUAUAUUCUGCAAAAAAGAAAAUGCUUUUUUACUAGCACCGAGUUAAAGAUUUCAACACAUACUAACAAUUUGUUACCAGGUAAUUAUUUUAACCAUACUUAGACUAAAAAGACUGUAAUUUAUAGUACAAGCUUCCAUGAUUCUACAUAGGAUAUCUCACCUACUACUGAUGAAACAAAAUUACUUUAAAUAUUCUAUAGAUAUGUUGUGUUUAAUGGCAAGGAGUGACCAACAAAAGCAGAGUAGUACACAAGAAUUCCAUCCUCCUAUCCUUCUAGGAUAGGACUUACAGAGGAUGUACUAGUCAACCUUGGCAGAACAGGAGACAUUUGUUUUUUAUUUUAGAAGAGUAGAAAACAUAUGGUACCAAAACAUUUAUAGAAGAUAUAAGUAAACAACCAGACUACUGAGAAGCAAAUCUAUAGAUUGUUUUGAUUGCAAGCAAAUACAAAUGCACUUCUGACAGUAGAAAGACAAAUGAUAAAAGAACUAUCACUCUUUUUAAUCCAACAAAUAGUUAUGUGUGAAAAGACAGACAUUUUUCAGAUAAUGUUUUUUAAAACUGGAAAUUGAUGAGAGAGAGGAAAGAAACAAACACACACAGAUGUCAGUUUACAUUUUUGAAUUGUACUUACCUUUCCUUCUAAUUUUAGUGCUAUUGUCAGUUCCAGCAGGUCUGAAAAAAGAGAAUCCUGUUCAAACUGGAACUGAAGCAGAAUUUUUAAAUACAGCUAACAUCUUUAAGAAAUUUAGGUUAUUAAAUCUUUGAGCAAUGUAUUAAGGCAGUUCUCAUUAGCAUGCUUCUCCAUUUUCAAUUUUCACAUGAUUUUAGCUGGUGAUGCUUUCUAACCAAUAAAGAGUUAAUAUUCUUAGUUCUUUGAAAGGUGAUUUGCAACAUUUCAGAUGGUAUUAUGCAUUGUUUUCUGUCUUUUAAUAUAUUAAUCAUAACUGUAGCCCCUUCUGUUGCAAAUGUUUGAUUUUAAAAUUGUCACUUGUCAGCCAGUCCAGUAGCCUAUUUCAGAACCAAUACAGUUUAUGCAUGGGAAGUUUGAUGUUGAAACAAUAUUUAUUUACAUUCCCAGAGUGAGAUGGUUUAAUAUAUUCAUGCUGCUAUAAAAGACAUGCUACAAAGCCUAAUCGUAUUUUGUGUAUAUACUAUGUGUACAGAGAAUCUUGCUUGUAUUAAAAUAAAAGAGAAAUGAGGUUCUAAGUA